Messenger RNA from Hydra vulgaris (swiftwater hydra), 471 nucleotides. The record is from RefSeq and is a predicted model, not a curated record. Lineage: Eukaryota; Metazoa; Cnidaria; Hydrozoa; Anthoathecata; Hydridae.
AUGAGUUUCUCUGUUAAAAAAAACAAUAUUUCUGUAUUUAGUAUUGUUCCACAUAAUAACACUCGAUACUUGACUUUCACUGUGCGUUCGAUACUGAUCAAUGUUAUAGUUCGAUACAUCGAUAAUGUAUUAAAAGAAAAACAACGAAACUUAGAAGAUCGAUCACGCCGAAACAAUCAUAGGAUUGAAGGAAUUUACGAGAAUGAUAAAGAAUCAUGGGGGGAUACAGAAAAAAAAGUCCAAACAUUCUUCACCGAAAAACUUGGACUAAAAGAUGUUGAAAUUGAAAGAGCUCACCGCACUGGACGAAAAAACGAUGGACGACCAAGGACUAUAAUAUUAAAUCUUCAGAAAUAUAAAGACAAAAUAGGAAUAUUGAAGGAAUUGUAUCGACUCAAAGGCACAAAUACGUUCGUGAACGAAGAUUUUUCUCGAGAAACCGUCGCUAUUCGAAAAAAAAUUGUUCGCUGA